GAAGUUAUUUGAUAUAUUAUUGUGAAAUAAACUGUUUUAAAAGAGAUCUUUUUGCUCUUGAUUUUAAAUUACCAACUUUUUCAUAUCGACAUGCUAUUUGAAGUAAUUCAUUCAAUGCCUUUCAGUACUUUUAUAGUGCAAUUUUAAUGCUUUGUUGUGGAAAUGGACUUCCAAAGGACUUACAUUGAAAUAAGUGAUGAUUAUGACCACAUUGAUCCAAAUAUAGAGUAUAUUUUGGAAAAUGUUCCCGGUACAGUAGUUGAUAAAAACGAAGAAUACCGGCAACUGCAAAUAGAAUUUAACUCGAUAUUGUUAUAUGGCUGCGAAGGAGAUUCCUGCAAUCAUAAUUGCAGUAAUUGUUUACAUGGUGGUAAUUAUAAAUGGGAUGUUAAGAAUCAAGAGUUGAUUCUAGAUACAAAAAAAGCCGGAGAAAUAUUUAAUGAGUGCAGUUUUAUUUGCAAAUGUGAUCCAUCUGUCUGUUUAAAUAGACUUAUACAAAAGGGGCCGAGAAAGAAACUAAAAAUAUUUGAUUCUGAUUUGUUUCUUUCUAAGGGGCUUCUUACAACAGGAAACAUUCCAAAAGGGGGUUUUAUUUGUGAAUAUGCUGGAGAAAUUUUAACAAGGAAUGAAGCAUCGCGACGUAUAAAUUUAAACGAACAAAAUUUAGGUAUGAAUUAUAUAUUGGUUAUGAAUGAGCAAAGAGAGGAGGGGAAUUCGACCAACAUAACAAUAAUUGAUCCAAGCAAGAAAGGUAAUAUCGGCCGAUAUUUAAAUCAUAGUUGUGAUCCAAAUUGCGAGAUACGAUCUGUGCGUGUGGAUUGUCCAAUUCCUAAAAUAGCCAUAUUUGCAAAACGAGAUAUUAGUGCUGGAGAAGAACUUUGUUUCCAUUAUAAUGGCGGCCAGAUAGAAAAACAACCAAAAUUCGAAGGAAAAACAUGUCUCUGUGGUGCCGUUAAUUGUGCGGGAUUUAUGCCAUUUAAUAAUUUGUUAUUUUGAUAAUUAAAGGGCCUCAUCUCACUUCUGCUAACUAUUUAUUGCAAUUACAUUUUUUUUUAUGGGUUACAGACGAAUUUAAAAUAAAAUUUAACAAUUUUGUCCAUAACAUA
Ceratitis capitata (Mediterranean fruit fly) is the source of this 1106-nucleotide messenger RNA. Its product is annotated as histone-lysine N-methyltransferase SETMAR. The record is from RefSeq and is a predicted model, not a curated record. Gene Ontology annotation, cellular component: nucleus. Bases 163 to 996 code for a protein of 277 amino acids. Gene Ontology annotation, molecular function: protein binding; histone H3K9 methyltransferase activity. Lineage: Eukaryota; Metazoa; Arthropoda; Insecta; Diptera; Tephritidae. The transcript is spliced from 2 exons.